AUGACGGUAUCAGAAGAAAAAGCUCCAGCCCUUCCGGACUAUGUUCUAGAUCCCGAUGCUGUUCUCAAGGAUGAUAUUAACUGGCGGUAUGGACGAGCACCCGAUUACUCGAAAACACGGAAAGAAUAUGAGGGAGGCAUACGAAUGAACCACGAAGCCGGCAGCCUCCCCAACUUGGUCGAAAACCUCGUAAAGAACUGGGAGAUCGAGGCGUCAUUUAAACCAAAUUUUUCUGAUUGGCGAACAGUCGAUCAGGAGUGCUACACUUUCUCCGUGAAUGGCGGGCCGGCCCAGUCUCCAAACCAUAUGCUUUCAGUGGGCACAUACAACGCUAUUAUCCCUCCCAAUGAAUAUUAUGAUCCAAAACAUUCCGAUUUUGCAAAGAGCCACAAGACCUUCAAGAGGAUGAUGCCAACAUUUGCAUGGGAAGUGCUGGAGGUAUAUAGUGGACCACCUGUGGUGGUGUUUAAGUGGCGGCAUUGGGGAAAAAUGACCAACGACUACUCCGCGGUCAACAACAAGGGGGAGAAGGUUACGGUUAAGGCGCACAAUGGGGCUAUAGAUAUUGAGGGACUGGUUGUUGCAAGGGUGAAUGACAAACUCCAAAUCCAGUCAAUUGAGGUUUGGCAGGAUCCCAUGGCCAUGUUUAGGCAGAUUGACGCGAACGGAGACGCGGUAGCUGCUCCUCAGACGGAUGCAGAGUUGUUUGAGGAUGGGUCCGGGAACGAAGUGCAAGCACCAAAGUGCCCUAUUGCUCAUUAA
Messenger RNA from Nannizzia gypsea CBS 118893, 762 nucleotides. RefSeq lists its product as hypothetical. The transcript has 3 exons. The record is from RefSeq and is a predicted model, not a curated record. The coding region runs from base 1 to 762 and encodes 253 amino acids. Lineage: Eukaryota; Fungi; Ascomycota; Eurotiomycetes; Onygenales; Arthrodermataceae.